This is a messenger RNA of Zeugodacus cucurbitae (melon fly), 1824 nucleotides long. RefSeq lists its product as uncharacterized. Gene Ontology annotation, cellular component: membrane. Lineage: Eukaryota; Metazoa; Arthropoda; Insecta; Diptera; Tephritidae. The transcript is spliced from 2 exons. The record is from RefSeq and is a predicted model, not a curated record. Bases 33 to 1475 code for a protein of 480 amino acids.
ACUGUGAGUGCUCAUUUCGAAGUGAAAACAACAUGAAACAAGACGUUAAUUUCAACAGCACAGCGCUGAUAUUUAUGGUCAUUAUUUGUUUGACCAUACCGAAGUGUUACAACAGCGAAGUUCAAGGACAAUAUGGCCAAAUCGUAGGCGUGUGGAAUAUUACCUACCAAAGUGGUGGCAACGAGCAGCUCCUAACCAUUUCGAAAGAAAUACAGUACGUGGAUUUAGUAAUAUACGAUGUGGAUCUAAGUUCCGGCAAAGACUUCUACUUCGAAGUCCACGCGGAUAACCCGAAAUUGGCGUCGAUCGAGAAACGCAUCGAGCGUAGUGAGCUAACGGGUACGCCAGCCUCAUGGCAGGGCGCGGUGCCGGUACAAACACAUCACUUCGGUUUUACAAAUAUCUAUGUGACGGUACAUACGAGCGAUGGCGCCAACGUGGAGCGUUCACCGAGCGACUUAACACUUAUCAUUGCGCGCCGAGAGCGCUUGGAUGAGAAGAUUUUCACUUACACCGCCUCGGCGUUGUUGUUGUUGAUGUUCUUGAAUUUGGGUGGCGUGUUGGAUUUGCAACGUUUGAAAGAGAUUGUUUUGCGCCCAAUUGCUGUGUCCAUUGGCUUUGCUACCAGUUACAUUUUAAUGCCACUUAUCGCUUUGGCGCUCGGCUACUGUUUUCUGUCGCAGUAUCAGGAGCUCAAAUUGGCGCUUUUCUUCACGGCGCUUUCGCCCAGCGGCGGUUUGGCAAAUAUUUGCGCGAUUUUCCUCAAAGGCAAUGUGAAUCUCUCGAUUGCCACCACAACCAUCAACAGUCUCAUGUCGCUGGCGAUAUUCCCGUUGUGGAUACUUAUACUCACACAAACGAUCUUCACAAAUACCGAACUGGACGUACCGUUUCUGGAUUUAGCCGGCAGCGCUUUGGCUUUAGUUUGCGCCAUUGCCUUGGGUAUGCUGUUACGCUUCUUCUUGCCGAAGACGACUUCGUUGAUUUUCCGUUUCCUCAAACCGUUCUGUGCGUGCCUCAGUUUGUGUCUGAUUGGCAUGACGGUGGGCAUAAAUGCGUUCGCAUUCAAAGAGCUAACGGGCAUGAUUUUCUUAGCGGCGCUCUUCUUGCCCAUACUCGGUUAUUUGCUCUCGUAUGGUAUUUCAAUAUUGCUGCGUUGCACCGCAGCUGACGCGCUGACGAUCUCUAUCGAGACGAGUGUUCUAAAUAUGACCGUGCCCAUUAUGUUGUUGCAACAUUGCUUCGACGAAGUGCGCGCCGACUUGACGCUCAUUGUGCCGAUUACGGCUGCGCUGAUAUCGUUGGUCAUGAUGAUUGUCAUUUACACCAUUCGUCGUAUGUUCGGUCUGAACAAGAAUCUUGAUGGUGAUGCUUUUGUGUCACAAGUGGAGCUCAUAAGUUUCGAGGACUAUAAUAAGGAGGAGGAAGUCACAAUAGGACAUAUAACAUUUCGCAAUAGAAAAAGCGUAUUUUAAUAGGCAAAAGUUAGACCAUAUAACUACUGUAUUAUUUAUUGUUCUUAAAUUUUUUUAAGCAAACGAAGCUUGCAAUCACUUGCGGGUUCAAAAUUUACGAUACGAUUUCCGUUCAGCAUACUAAGCAAGUAUUUUUGCUAUAUUUUUGAUUAAUUUAUAAUCGACAUACCCUCAUGAACGGUAAUUCUAUACUCUUUAGUACAGUUCGAGGUAUACAAUUUAUACGAUUAAAAUAAUAUAUACGAAUUUUUCAAUUAUAGCUAUUAAAUAUCUAUAAAAUUAUAUAGGCAACUAAGUAACGAUAAUCGAUUUUUAUAUGCAAAAACAGUCUCUGUAUACUCUUAAGACA